Menidia menidia (Atlantic silverside) is the source of this 3885-nucleotide messenger RNA. The record is from the annotation of a GenBank genome assembly. Lineage: Eukaryota; Metazoa; Chordata; Actinopteri; Atheriniformes; Atherinopsidae.
AUGGAGGCGGCGAGAAGUUUGGUGUUUGUCGGGGCCGUUCUGCUCGGAGUGACGGGUGUCUUGGGCAGAGAAGUGUGCCUGGGUACAGACAUGAAGCUGGCCCUGCCCUCCAGCCUGGAAAAUCACUACGAGACCCUGAGACUGCUGUACACUGGCUGCCAGGUUGUCCAUGGCAACCUGGAAAUUACACACCUCCAUGGAAACCCUGACCUCUCUUUUCUGCAGGGCAUUGUGGAGGUGCAGGGUUAUGUUCUGGUUGCACAUGUCUCGGUGAGCCUCGUGCCUUUGGAUAACCUUCGGAUCAUAAGAGGCAGCCAGCUGUAUAACUCCAACUAUUCACUGGUCGUGUUGGAUAACGCUUGGGACAAUCAGGGACUGAGAACCCUCAGGCUUCGAAGCCUCACAGAGAUUCUGUUAGGUGGCGUUUAUAUUUGGGGGAACCCCCAACUGUGCUUCCCGGACCCCCAGAGCAUCAUUUGGAAGGACACAUUGGAUGAGAAGAACGUGAACUUCGGGUUGCACCGACUGCAGCCGCGGGCCCCUAAAUGUCCAAAUUGUUCCCCAACCUGUGAAAAAAGCUGUUGGGGAGAAACUGCACAGGAUUGCCAGAUAUUGACCAAAAUUAAGUGUGCGUCCGGCUGCCAGAGGUGUAAAGGUCCACUUCCUAAUGACUGCUGUUACAGCCAGUGUGCGGCUGGAUGCACCGGACCCAAAGAGUCAGACUGCCUUGCGUGCCGUCAUUUUAAUGACAGUGGUGUUUGUAAAGAGAACUGCCCUCCUCCCACCAUCUACGACACUCUCACCUUUCAGUCCAAACCCAACCCAGACAAAAAGUUUAAAUUUGGAGCAACCUGCAUCAAGACCUGUCAUUACAAUUAUCUGGCUUUCGACAUGGCUUGUACGUUGGUUUGCCCCCGGGCCAACCAGGAAGUUAUCGUCACCCAGCCCGACGGAACUGAAACACAGAAAUGCGAAAAGUGUGAAGGAGAUUGUCCUAAAGUUUGUUAUGGGCUGGGUAUGGACAACCUCGGUGUCAUGGAUAACCAUGGCGUCACCAUGGUAACGUCCUCUAAUGUGGAGCAGUUCAACAAGUGUAAAAAAAUCUUUGGAAGUCUUGCUUUCCGCCCACAGAGCUUUGCAAGGGACCCUGUUACCAACACAUCUGGCCUGACUCUUGAGCAGCUGAGCGCCUUCAAGAAACUGGAGGAAAUUACAGGUUAUCUGUACAUUGAUGCCUGGCCAGAGGAGUGGACUAACCUGAGUGUGUUUGAGAACCUGAAGGUGAUCAGAGGCAGGAUGCUCUAUAUGGGUGUGUUUUCCCUUGCCAUUCAGAAUCUACACAUCCACUCUCUUGGGUUGCGUUCACUACGUAGUGUCAGUGGAGGCUUGGUCUUGUUGUACAACAAUUCACAAUUGUGCUACACCAAUUCAAUACCAUGGAAGACUAUCCUUCAUCCCACCCAAGGGCCCCAGCGCAUCGUAAGCCAGAACCGAGACCAUCAAGUCUGUGAGAAGGAGGAGCGUGUGUGUCACCCUCUGUGUGAGGGCGGCUGUUGGGGUCCCGGCCCCAGCCAGUGUGUGUCGUGCAAGUCGUUUCACCGUGGGACGGAGUGUGUGGAGCAGUGUGAUGUCUAUCAGGGGGCUGUGCGAGAACACAUAGUUGAAUCUGCGUGCAUUCCCUGUCAUGCAGAGUGCCGACCGGUCAACGGCUCUGCGUCCUGCCAUGGCCCGGGAGCGGAGCAUUGCACGGAGUGCCGGAACUACCAGGACGGAGAGUUUUGCGUGGAUCACUGUCCCAGUGGAGUGAAGGAGGAUCAGCAAACCGUGUGGAAGUACAGCAAUGCCUCCGGCCACUGCCUGCCCUGCAACACUAACUGCACGCUGUUCUGCACCGUGAUGGACGACAGAGGCUGCCCGGUGGAUACCAGGACAGGACCCGGAACAACCAUCGCGGCUGCAGUGGGUGGAGUGGUGCUCUUCUUCAUCCUUCUGGCUCUGCUGGUCUUUUAUCUGAGGAGACAGAAAAAGCUGAGGAGGAAGGAGACGGUCAGGAGGUACCUCCAGGAGCAGGAGCUGGUGGAGCCUUUAACCCCCAGCGGGGCAUCUCCCAAUCAAGCCCAGAUGCGUAUCCUGAAAGAGACCGAGUUGAAAAAGCUCCGGGUGCUCGGUGCAGGGGCCUUCGGCACUGUCUUCAAGGGGAUGUGGGCCCCUGAGGGGGAACAUGUUAAAAUACCAGUGGCUAUUAAGGUGUUGCGGGAGAACACUUCGCCAAAGGCCAACAAAGAAAUCCUUGACGAGGCCUAUGUGAUGGCGGGGGUCACCAGCCCCUAUGUGUGCCGUCUCCUGGGGAUUUGCCUGACCUCCACAGUGCAGCUGGUCACUCAGCUGAUGCCGUUUGGCUGCCUGCUGGACUACGUCCGGGAGAACAAGGACCGCAUCGGCUCACAGUUCCUCCUCAACUGGUGUGUCCAGAUUGCCAAGGGGAUGAGUUAUCUGGAAGACAUCCGGUUGGUCCACAGAGAUCUGGCAGCUCGAAAUGUUCUGGUCAAGAACCCCAACCACGUGAAGAUCACAGACUUUGGUCUGGCCCGUUUGCUCGACAUAGAUGAGACAGAGUAUCAUGCCGAUGGAGGGAAGGUCCCAAUAAAAUGGAUGGCUUUGGAGUCUAUUCUGCACAGAAAGUUCACUCAUCAGAGUGAUGUCUGGAGCUACGGGGUGACAGUUUGGGAGCUGAUGACAUUUGGCUCAAAGCCUUACGACACCAUUCCAGCGCGGGAAAUCCCAGAUGUUCUGGAGGGAGGGGAGCGUCUUCCCCAGCCCCCCAUCUGCACCAUCGAUGUUUACAUGAUCAUGGUCAAAUGUUGGAUGAUUGAUCCAGAUAGCAGGCCAAAGUUUAAAGACCUCGUCCAGGAGUUAAGUGCCAUGGCCAGAGAUCCAUCUCGCUAUUUGGUCAUUAAGAACGAUGAGCAGAUGAGCACGAGCAGCCCCGUGGACAGCCAGUUUUACCGGAUGCUCCUUGAAGAGGGGGACAAUAUGGGGGAAAUGAUGGAUGCUGAGGAGUAUCUGGUUCCCCAGCCAAACCUCUUCCCCAGGGCCGCAGCCGAUGAGUCACAGGCCAACGGGCCGUCCAGACACCAGUCCUACAAGAGCAGAGAUCAUGGCUUAGACAUGGAGCCCUCACUUGCUGCUGGCCCUCGGAGCAUGUGCUCCUCGCUGAGUACCCUUGGCCGCGGCCAGUACCCCACCCUACCUUUGGGAGCCGGUGUGGCCAACGGCAUGUGGCCUCACUACCCGACGCUGGCCCGCAGCCCCUCAGCAGGAGGUCAGUCUGACUCCGUCUUCCUGGAUGCACCGGAUGGCCACUCCCUGCCCCCGGCCAGUCCUGGGCGCUACAGCAAAGAUCCUACCUACCCCAACGGGAGCCAGGAUCACCUGGAGGACGACGGGCCCAACGGCUUUCCUCAUUACCUUCAGAACUCUCUACCCAGGCGAAGCCAUGGACACAAUCAUAACCAUGCUCUGCCAGAGUAUGUCAACCAGGACGUGCAAGAUCUGCGGCUGGUCAUCCCCGAGCGGCCCACUACGCUCCCCCGUAAGGGCUCCAGGAUAGACAGACCCCUCCCCAACGGCCUGAGCUCGGGCCACAGUGUGGAAAACCCAGGUUAUCUGGUCCCAGUUGGCUCCACUUCGCCUGCCUUUGACAAUCCCUACUACUUAGACUUCAUUGCUAAAGCCAAAGGCGCCCCUGGGGCCGGGGAGGGGGACCAGACACCGGUUCCGGAGAGCGACAGAAGAGCCAGCAGGCCCGUGAAUGGGUUUGUGACUCCCACUGCAGAAAAUCCAGAGUAUCUCGGACUAGCGGACACCUGGAGUGGACAUACCUGA